Marmota monax (woodchuck) is the source of this 11175-nucleotide messenger RNA. RefSeq names its product double PHD fingers 3 (gene Dpf3). Lineage: Eukaryota; Metazoa; Chordata; Mammalia; Rodentia; Sciuridae. Gene Ontology annotation, cellular component: nucleus. The record is from RefSeq and is a predicted model, not a curated record. Bases 52 to 1188 code for a protein of 378 amino acids. The transcript has 11 exons.
GCGAACCUUUAGAACUCUGAGACAGACAAUAUUCUGUUACAUUGUAGCAAAAUGGCGACUGUCAUUCACAACCCCCUGAAAGCGCUCGGGGACCAAUUCUACAAGGAAGCCAUCGAGCACUGCCGGAGUUAUAACUCGCGGCUGUGUGCGGAGCGCAGCGUGCGUCUCCCCUUCCUGGACUCGCAGACGGGGGUGGCCCAGAACAACUGCUACAUCUGGAUGGAGAAGAGGCAUCGAGGCCCAGGCCUUGCUCCAGGCCAGCUGUACACAUACCCUGCCCGCUGCUGGCGCAAAAAGAGACGAUUGCACCCGCCUGAGGACCCAAAGCUGCGGCUGCUGGAAAUAAAACCCGAAGUGGAGCUGCCCCUGAAGAAAGAUGGCUUCACCUCGGAAAGCACCACGCUAGAAGCCUUGCUCCGCGGAGAGGGGGUGGAGAAGAAGGUGGAUGCCCGGGAGGAGGAGAGCAUCCAGGAGAUACAGAGGGUUUUGGAAAAUGAUGAGAAUGUAGAAGAAGGGAAUGAAGAAGAGGAUUUAGAAGAGGAUAUUCCCAAGCGAAAGAAUAGGACCAGAGGACGGGCUCGCGGCUCUGCGGGUGGCAGGAGGAGGCACGACGCUGCCUCUCAGGAAGACCACGACAAGCCUUACGUCUGUGACAUCUGCGGCAAGCGCUACAAGAACCGACCGGGACUGAGCUACCACUACGCUCACACCCACCUGGCCAGUGAGGAGGGGGACGAAGCCCAAGAUCAGGAGACCCGGUCCCCACCUAACCACAGAAAUGAGAACCACAGACCCCAGAAAGGACCAGAUGGGACAGUAAUUCCCAACAACUACUGUGACUUCUGCUUGGGGGGUUCCAACAUGAACAAGAAGAGCGGGCGGCCUGAAGAGCUGGUGUCCUGUGCAGACUGUGGACGCUCUGGUCACCCGACCUGCCUACAGUUCACCCUGAACAUGACUGAGGCUGUCAAGACCUACAAGUGGCAGUGCAUAGAAUGCAAAUCCUGCAUCCUCUGUGGGACCUCGGAGAAUGAUGACCAGCUACUCUUCUGCGACGACUGUGACCGUGGCUAUCACAUGUACUGUUUAAAUCCCCCAGUGGCAGAGCCCCCAGAAGGAAGUUGGAGCUGCCACUUAUGCUGGGAACUGCUCAAAGAGAAAGCCUCUGCCUUUGGCUGCCAGGCCUAGAGCCCCAGGUCACAGCAUGUGACUUGCUGCUGGAGAGGUGGAGCCAGAGCCCAGUCUAAACCAGAUGGAGCCCUCCUCCCAUACAUCCAGACAGACCAACGGAGAGGAAAAUGAAUAGUCACAGAAGGGCGUGGACACAGGGAACCGAGAGGACCCGGUAUCUACUUACCUCCUGCCCCACAGAUGGUACUUCAGCCAGCACCUCCUUGCUUCUACCAGAAGGAUCUUGCACUUUUGAAGAACAAGGCCCAGCCCCAGCGCUGUGGAACCCUCUCACUUUUACCUUGGCACUGCGCCCCUCCCACGGGUUUCCAAUUUAAGGGAAGCCCUUUUGUGACCACUCGUCAACCACUCAUGUGACUUGAUGCUUUUUAUCUAUGGUGUUCCAAGAGAUCUGUGCACAUCCUCCUCACCCCCAGCUUACACCCUUCACCCUAAAUUCUCACCAGAGGAAUGAAGUGCCGUGGAGAAGUUGUUGUUCAUCACAAGCCUCACGGGGAAACUUCUAGACUUGGAUUCUAGAAGCCAUCUUGAAGAUGGAGACUUGACCCCACCCCCACCUCCCUUCUUGUUCCUUGGUCUCUGUGAAGAGGAAGUGGUACUUUCUAGAACCCCAGCAGUGGUCUCCACAGUCGGGGUGGGGGUCCUUCAUCCACUGUGUUAUCACUUGAUGGGGGGGUGGGGGUUUUGGGACCGAGAGAUGGGAGGAAACAUUGGGAGAAUGACGCUAAGGUCCUGCUAUGGCCAGUCAGUAUUGGUUAUCCAUCAGGAGAAACUGGUUCUUUGACCUUCAGAGCCAAGGCCUUGUGAGGUGACAAGCCACAGCCCAUGGACAGAGAAAAAUGGUCCAGACUCUGCCUUCAAACCAAGCUGGUUAGAGGCCUAGUUUUGUUUCCCCUGGUGGGAUCCAAGCACUGGGAGGUGAGCAAAGCCUACCCAGUCCAGUGUCCAAAUGUUGGUUUUAAGGGACCGCAGCCUUGAGAACCCCUUCAGUAUCGACGCGACACUACCAAUUCCUUUGCCCAAGCAAUUUCUUCCUUCCCCACGGUGUAGGUUUGCUAUUGUCUAUUGAGACCUGACUGGAAACUUUAGGAUGGAGGAGAGAAGGUCGUUACUCCAGCAGAUGAUUAGGGUGAUGUGAUCAUUUGUGAUCGGGUGGCAGUGGUUCAGAACCCUCAGCCUGUGGGCUGUUCUUGUGUCCUGAGCUCCCCCAUAUGAGCUGGACUCUUGUUUUAUAAAACAAACAUGUUUCUAGAAGAAAGAGGUGGGGAGGCCUAGAUUCCGAGAACUGUCGGUUGGAAUACAGCCCCGUGGGCUGGAGUGGAUCAGACUGUCUUUGAAUUGCAGCAACAGCACAGUAACUGACACAUUUCUGGAAAAAUCAUUUACCCAAAGGGCAGGUCUCAGUCAGUGGGACCCUCGCGCCUGCUCGGCUUCCCUGAAACCUGCUCCAUCUCUGUGGUCCAGCAGCUUACAACAAAGACCCAGGUUAUUUUUAGUCCUUCAGCUGCUGAAGAAGCCCCCGGAGACUCGGGCUGGCUGGGCCACUUCUACCCUGCUGCGGUGUUCACUCUGGGACCUGGCAGGGGCCUUCUUCUCCGGGGAAAUUGCUCUUGGCCAGUGGAUCCAGGGCAGCAUGGCGCGCAGCCAGGCAGUGUGAGUCUCCCCCAUUCCUUUGCAGAGGGACUUGAGGGUCACUCUCCUGCAGGCCCCUUGGCCUCAGGGUGAGUUACAUGCAUACAUAAUGAUUUCAUUUAAAGGGCCUCUGUCCAGAUGGGAUUUCCAUCUUCUCCAAAGCUAUUUUAUUCCUCCUGCAGGCUGCUGGGCCCAUCUGGGUUUGGAAGGCCCUGGGAGGAUUUGAGGGUCCCAUCAGAGCAGAGGGGCGCAUUUCCUAUUCUCACUACUCUGGAUCUCUCUCCUCCCACAAACCCCAAAGCAGGGUGUCCUUAAAUGGUGAUUAUUGGCUUUGAGAUUCAUUUUAAACUAGUUUUAGGAAAAAAAAAAAAAAGUUCCCCAAUGUUCCCAAAUGCCACAGUGACUUGAAAGUUAAAGGCGUAAAUCCAAACCCAAAAGUUCUGGUUCUGCGACUCGACAGGCCCUCUUUUGGAGCAUGUGUGAAUCUGCUCCCCAAAGAAAUGCAGAUGAAGGGUGCCCUGUUCUAUCUCCUACCAAGACUGCUGUGGGCACAGAAGCUGAGGGUGGACAGAUCUCUCCAGCCAGGGUGAGGCACUGGAGCUUGCCUGAGGAUGCUGGUCUGGUCAGGGCUCUGAGUAGUUCCCUACUGUGUUUCUUUACUCUCCUCCCAACCCAACCUCCCUCCUCUUUGGAGCCCUCAUUUUCUCCAUCCAGAAAGUGGGUAUAGCAAAGCAGGUGGAUCUGUCAGGGUACCACAGAAGUCUCCAGAGUCACCUUUACCAUCUUUUGCACUGGAAAAAGGAAGGUGUUGGUAAACUUCAAAUUGGUCUCAUUCUUUGAGUCCCUGAGAACAAACUGGAAUCCUAGGGUGCAUGUGAAGGAUCAGGGUUUUAGUUUUACCUCUGCCGUUAAAUAGCUGUACAACCUUGGGCAAGUCACUUAAUCUCUGAACUUCAGUCCCUCUCACCCCUGUAAAAUUGAGGUGGUAACUCUUGCCUGCCUGUUCCACAGUGACACUGGGUGUCUUAAAAAGCAUAAUGUUAUUUAAAAGCCACUGCAGAAUUGAGCUUGUGUCUGAGAGGAACUCCAAAUGCCUUCCAUGUUUGUCUUGUAUGACAGCCAAAGUUAGAUGCCUUCUUGAAUCUCCCUUUUGACCAGAGGGGAUUUAGGUUUUAAGAACCAGGCUGCCUGUGGUCAGGACCACUAGGCCAGGGCUCGAUCAAGGAGACUGUGGGCUGCAUGGGCUCUGGUGGGAGGUAAGGAUUUGCCAUCGGACUCAGGACUUCAAGAUCCUGUCCCUACCUCCAAGGUUAACCAGCUUGGAAUAGCAAACUGGCUUUUACAGAGGGUGUCAAUCAUUUCAGGUCAGUAUAACACUCUCUUUUACCUUGGUUUAAAGCCCAGCUCUGCUUCUUUUUAGCUGGUUAACUUUGGACAAGUGGCUUUCCUUCUCUGAACCUCAUUGCCCAAGGAGUAAGGUGGGUGUAAGAUGUCUAUCUAGAAGCCAGGUCAUUGCAGGGAUUAGGAUAAAGCUGGAAAAAUCCUAUGUGGGCCUGGUAGAAUGAAGGUCCCCUCUCCAUGAGAGCUACUGUCAUUUGAUGCUAAGGCCACAGAGUGGAGAUAAUGACUCUGUUGCCUCCAGCUCAAAUCCCUGGAACAGAAAGGGCCCUUUUGCUCCAUUUCACCCCUAGACUGUGGCUUCUGCAGACCAGAGAGGUGGGGCUACAGGAUCUGAACCGGAAGAAGAAAUCCUGUUCCCUUACAGACAUUUUGGAAACACUGCUUUUGGGGCCUGCAGGAAAUCCAGAACAGGCAACUUUGUGAGGAGAUAGAAUCGAGGCCCCUGCUAGAUUUCCAUUCCACAGACCUGCAGCCCCUGAGGCAGGACCCAGCAGGUCCCGAGGCUCCCGGCUCCGCCACUGCCCCAGGGCCAGGUAGGAAGCCCAGGCAGGCUGCAGAGAGCAGCCCUUCCUGUGGUUCAGGCUCAGACAGCUGUGGGUAUGUGGGAGGCCCGAGGCCUUCCGGGCUGGGGAAGAUCCGGGUUUCAAGGUGGGGAGGGCCCGGGUUUCCCAGGGGAGGCUUCAUGGUGCCCAGGGGAGUAACACUCCGGGUACAGUUUUAUCUUCCUGCUCUAAAUGCAGCACGAUUCCUUUCCAGCUUUCCCCCUAAAAAGCCCAGAUAUCUCAAGGAAGAAAAAUGACAUGGUGUUAUUACGCUUCCUUCGAGGGCAAGAGACCUGUGCUCUUCUGUGUGUGGAAGGAAGAUUACUGACAACCUUAGGCUCCAGGAUGCAGAGAAAAGGGGCUUUUAGUCUCCUCUUUGAGCCACACGUGUGAGGGGCAAAGCUUGGCUGGUGGCCCAGGGCAGGGCCUGAGGACCUCCUUGCCUGUCCCCUAGGCUGGCUCUCAGCCUGUUCUGAAGGUGCUGAGAGGACAGUUCUCCUCCUUCCUCUGUGGAUUCCCUCCCUCAACUCCUCCUUAGGGUGUUCUGAAGUCACAGUCCAGGGGAGAAGUGGGCUGACCCGGAUGGAUCCAGGUUCACACUCCCACUGAGAUGCCACCAGUCCAGGGCUGGCUCCUUUAAGGAGCAGCAGUUGGUGUCACCUUUAGUGAGCUGGCCUCCCUGGAGAAGCUGAGGAAGUGGGGAGGGUGGGGAGGCUGGAGGAAGGAGGUGAAGAGAUAAGCCUAAUAAGGAAAAGGGAGGGGACAGCCCUUGGGGAGGCCAUUAAGCCUGUGACAGAACAAGGUGGGCACCUGGUUUCCUUAGGGAAAAAUCCUGGAGCAGAUAACCAGAGAGCAAGGGGUAGGGUGACGAAUUUUCAUAACCCAUUUUUUCUCAGGCUUGUGAUCCUAUACAAAAACAACCCCCCCCCACAACCCCAAACAAAACAAACAAAAAACCCAAACCUUUGCCCACAGUGGACACUGAACCAGGCCCCUGUUUCUCAAGGCCUCUGGUCUCUGGCUCCCUGUUGGAUAGGGGGGCUUCUGAGGGCACAGCAGACGGGAGCAGUACCCCUCAUUCACCUGGAGGUGGGAGGGACCGCCUGACAGAUCCCCGGGCAUUUCCCCACUCCUCUGGACAAGUGUCAUUCUGACUUCCUGAGAUAAGCUGCUGGAGGCCCUCGGGUCUAGAUUGGCCAGAUUUGGGGGACAGAUGGCAGCAAAGGGUGGGCUAGAUCCUGGCCUGCAGGCUUAGGGAGUGGUGGGGUUCUAGGCACUGCUACCAGAAGGCAUAAUACCCCAAGUCCAGGAGGCCAGCAGCUGGGCAGUGAAUAGUGGCCCUGGCCAGUGUGGUCGGCAUCUGGAGCUCAGCAAAGGAGAAUCUGUUCCUUGCUUGUGUUACCCUUUUUGGAAUUUUGCUCCCACCCCUGAAGGAUGCUUCUGGUUUUCAGCUGAGCUCAGUUUUUUCUGCAUGCCAGGUGAGGAACGGGGUGGGGGGGUGGUGGGAAGGAACAGACACUUCAAUUUGUCUCAGGCCUGCAAUCUCCCCACCCAAACCUUAACUGUCCUAAUAUGCAGUCAGAAGGGUGGUCCCUGUGAUUGUCUUCAAUUUGGGGUUCCUUCCCCAUUUCUAAGCAUGCCCAGGGCUUGAGAUCUAUUUAUGGUUCGCAGCCAGAAGCCACCACCACUUGCCCUAAGUGUAGAAAAUGUACAAAAGAUGGGUUGGUUCAGGGCUUUGAGAGCUGGGAAUCCUUUUCUAAGGAAGCUGAAGAGCCUCUGGUGGAUAUGAGGGACAGCUGGGGUACUUUCUCUUAGAGGGAGGAGGAGAGAGAAGGAUGUGGGUGCCGCUUGCUCAGCACCCUGGACAUGGGAGGGUGGACAGAUGCAGACAGAGGGGGAGCUCCUAUGAGCAUCUCAGCAGCUGCUCGCAGGAAAGCAUGGCUGCCGAGCCCCCUCUCCAUACUCAGGCUGCUGGGAAGAGAGGCAGAAAGGAAGUCCCUCCAGGAAACCCAGGGGGCGGGAAUGGUCCCACUUUGCCAGUCCUGCGUUCAGUGCAUUCCCAGAAAGAACAGGGAGCUCCCGGUGAGGAGCAAGUGUUGGAAGUGAGUGGAUUUCCCAGAGCCUCUCUCUGGGUUCCCGGUGAAUCUUGCCUGCCCCUCAGGCCUGGGGGGAGGGGGGGGUGUCCCCGCCUGCCCUGAGGGAUGUCACAGGGUCAGAGCAGGGGGAUGCCCCUCGGUUUCAGACUCUAUUCCCACUUUCUUUUGCUCCAGCCUCAGCCUCAUAUUGUGGGGCCAGCAGCCUUGACAGUGGGACAUUCCAGGGUUUCCCCCCCUUUGGCCCCACCAUGAGAAAGGAGUGUUUGUGCUGAGGGUGACAUUUCCCAGGGCAAGCCAGAGGAAGCCAGGGCUGGGACUGGCAGGCAGCCAGAAUCCUCUUGGACAGAGAUAUAAUUACUAAUAAUGACCUCUAGCCCAGGCAGCGAGGAAGAUGGCCAUUCAGGUCGGCACCAACUCAGUCUGGCACAUAAGCACUGCCGUGGCAGGAAAGAGGUCCCUGUGUGCAACGCAAUGGGGGAAACCUGUGAGUCCCUGGGGCCUGGGUACUACCUCAGCAGCACAGCCCCAUGGACCCCCAGGUUAUAGUUACGCCCUCUGCAUUUCAUUGGCUCGCGCCUCUGCAUCCCUGUAAUUUGUAUUAUAUUACUAAUAUUGAUGAGAACGGAGAUAUACAGGUACACACACACACACACACACACACACACCCUGCUUGAUGAAUUAAAGAGAGCUCUCCGUGUUGCUCCAGGAUGAGAGGGAGAGCCAGCAGCUACCAGACCAGAUACAUCUGCCCCGAAGGCCUUCUCCAGACAGGAAUUCCAGCUCCCAGACCCUGCAGAGCCACAGAGGUCACACAGGGGACUUGGUGCUUGAAAAACCAUUGGCUCCCUCCACUCUCUCCAUCUCUCCCCUACUCACUUCUGCUUCUUUGGGAGAGAUGUUUGGCCAUCCUUGAGGACUUGGAAAAACAAAACAAAACAAAACAAAAGUCUUGAUUGCAUUAUCAAAGGGAUGCAAUGACUUUAUGGCUAGAAUUGGGGCUGGGUUUUUAUUGACUUUGCUCUUUCAUAUUUAUUCCCUACUGAGACCUUUGCUCUCUUCUUUUCCUGCCUUCUACCUUCCCUAUACCUUCCCCUCCCUUCCCUCCUGCCAUGGCUAGAUGCUAAAGAGUGGGGUGGUGGUGGGAAGACUCGGUGGCAUAAAAGAAAAACAAAAUAUACCCCUGUGCGUUUUCAACAUGUAGUUGAAGAGAACUAAAUUAGGGACUAGAAAAAAGCAAAAGAAACAUUGCUAGAUAAUAUGUGAGUAAGAGCAUGAAAAUAUAGAAUGAUAAUCUCUGAGCAGAGGCGGUAGGCAGGGAGUCCUGGCUUACUAGUGCAUCUGGGACAGGUGGCAUUUGGGAAAGCAGGCAGACCACACAUUUUCACUAAACGGCCAGGUGCUUGAGAGCGCCUGUGCUCCUCUGGCCAGAAAAGGGAGUGUGUCCAUCCUACUCGUCCACUACUCAUCUGCCAUACUGGUCCACUCUUGGGUGUGUUUCCUCUGAGAGCAAAUAAGCACAUCUCUUGCCCUCAGAGAGGGAUCGCUGGGCAGGCUGGUACUGGCUAGGACAUUUGGCAGAGUCUUGACUGUGAGCAAAGUAAUGUGCUAGGUCUUAUGUGGUUGCUAGAUAAAUAAAACCUCACCCUGGCUCUGCCUCCAAGUUGCUUUUCAGCUAUAAAACUUAGCUUUCCCAAAGAAUCCUGAUCACAUUUGAAGUAUUGUGCCAGUGAGGAAGGUUUGUGUGUAUCCAGGUCUCUGGAUGCCCGUUCAUCUGUACAAGAGUAGCACGUGAAAACAUCUAGCUAUUUCCACACUAGUUGGGGAGAGGAACACAGAUGAUCUCAGCCUAGUCGCUUUUCUGUUUUUCCAAGUGCUGGCUGCCCUGGGAAGGUAAACAUCCUUAGCAUGGGAGUUCCCGAGGUCAUCUUCAUGCUUGGAGGGUGCCAGGCAGCCAGGGAAUCUGAGGCUGGGUCUCCAGUGCUGCUUUCAAAUUCCUGGGAAGAGUGGGAGGAGGUGCAAUUGGCAGGUGCAAUUGCAGACGUGGAAAGUGACCCACAUGAUGGUCAGAAAGCAGAGAGGGUAGGAAGCGGCGGGGUACAGACUGAUGCCCUUAUUGGGUGGUCUCCCACAGAGACCCCGUCGAGGUUGACACAUCCUUGGGGAGCCCGCCUCUGGCAUGGCUGGUGGGUGUGUAGAUGAAGUCCAACAUCAGAGAUGUUUUCUGUUAACCUCCUCCCCCUGCUUUUGGCCAGGCACUCAUCAGCUUCUGGCUUCCGGGUUCGUUUGACUCCCAGCUGCCUCUAUCGACAACAUCGGAUAAACCAUUUAUUUCUUCUCCAUUUUCUCUGCACACAUUACAGCCAGGUUUCAGCUUUUAGCUGUUCCCUGAAGAAGCCACACCAGGCUCACUUGCAAGUGAAAUGCCUGACUUGGGGGAGGCAUGCUCCGGCCCACGUGGAGAGGUCAGCUCAGGGCUGGCCUAAAGAGGCCUGUGGCCUUUCUGUGAGGAGGCCCAGGGGAAGUACUGUUUGGGGGAUCUGGACAGCACCUGGCUGUUAGCAAGGUGAUUUUGGUCAUUUCUAUGGAGAGUCAGAGACAUGGGAUUUGGCUGUGAGUUCCAUUCUAAAGUGCUUGAGAACCUGAAGGGAGUUCCAGGGUUUGAUCUACCCAUCUGUUUAAAAGCCUGUGGGCAAGGUCCUUUUGAACCUAACCUUCUUCGAAUGGCCAGUCUCCCCUUAUCCUUAUUGCUAGCAGGAGAGGAGAGGGAACUGUCAUUCAAGUUGGAUCCUAACCAGGCCAGACUGGAAGUAUUGCCCCUAAGCAGUGGACAACGGCCCUUGAUCCCAUGAUUCCUCUGCUCUGUGACUUUGGUGAGGUCUGCCCCUGCUUAACGAACCCUGGGGUUCUUCUGGGUGGAUAUUGGCAGGAGGGUCUAGGGGUAGGAAAGUCCCAUGGGGGAGAAACCUGCCCUGCUCUCCUGUGAGGAAGCUCAUGUCUGCACAAGUUUCUUGGAAGGCAUGGAAGUUGGUGGGCUGAGUCAGAGAGUGUGGGGCAUUUGGGAAGGGGACCCUGGAAAUGUUCUGAUGAUCUCCAAUCACUGGGCCUCCACUGGUGCCUGUGUACUUGUAGAUGCAAUACCAACUUCCUCCAGGUGGGGGUACAAGAGAUGGAAGCCAUUCCAGCAUCCCACCCCUAGGCUCCUACAGGCUUUCUUUUCUUUUACCCACCCACCACAGCUCCUUCUGAAACUCUUAGUCAUAAAGGAAUGGCCAAGAGAGUUGGCCUCCAGCCCUAGAAAUGCCUGCAAAUGAGAGUCUUCCUUUUAUGUCCUUGGACACUCUCCCCGUUGGACCUCAGGACCUAACACCACGUUGCCUCUUGCUGACUGAGCAACCUAGACGUUUUGCCUUGAGCUACUUGCUACAGUGUGCAGGACUGAGGCUGACACAGCUUUCAUGAGGUUAGAGAAAAGGGCUGCAGAUCUGGGAAGUUGUGUGUAAUGGUCUGGAGACGAUAUUUCCAUUUGGCUUGCUUUGGCUUCUCUAAAAAGCAACCAUAGCAACAAACAAACAGGAAGCCCCCAUCCCCCACUCUGCAAGCUCUCCUCCUCUUUCAGGUGUAAUGUGAUUGUAGUCUCAGUCUACAGGUGUGUGUGCCACUCUGGUCCUCUGUCUUCUAGGGAUGCUCCUUUCUCCUGUGUGUCAAUUCCCACUCCUUUGUAGCUCCAAGUGUGAAGUGCAGUGAUGUCCUGCCCUGUCUAAGGGAUCUAUUGAGACCUCUUGGUGUUUCAGUAUUGGAGAUGAGGCUGUGCCACAUCUCCCACCACCCUAAGGGGAUACUCUGGUUUGGUGACUUCCCAGAGAACUGGCAUAUGGUGAAUGUCUCCAGGAGAAUCUACAGGUUGGAAACAGCCCACAUCUGGAUUUCGGCUCGAAGAACAAGGACUUGCCUGGGGGAAGAAGCACCUGCUCUUCCUUCCUUCCCAAGGCUGGCUGGACAGGCUGCCCAUGAGCCAGGACCCACCACCUGCCUGCCCUUCUUCCCGUCUUGAUCUAGUUCCAGCAGUGGAGCCUUGGAGAGGUCAAGACUCAAUGUGGGUGUCAAGCAGCCUCUAUCUUUGGAGCCACUGGAUGUCCCAGCCCUUCAGUGGACUCUUGCACGUUCAUGAAGACUGAGUCACAAACGCCCUGUCUCUUUCUUACUGUGGUUAGUAUCUUGUUCUGUGAUUGGUUAGCAGUGUUAACUAUCCAUGUAGCAAAUCUUUUGUCUGCAAUUUAGAGAAUGUGUAAACAAAUAAAAGGCUUUAAAACUCU